Argiope bruennichi is the source of this 2160-nucleotide messenger RNA. Its product is annotated as CXXC-type zinc finger protein 1-like. Gene Ontology annotation, biological process: positive regulation of DNA-templated transcription. The coding region runs from base 116 to 1798 and encodes 560 amino acids. Gene Ontology annotation, cellular component: Set1C/COMPASS complex. Gene Ontology annotation, molecular function: zinc ion binding; DNA binding. The record is from RefSeq and is a predicted model, not a curated record. The transcript has a single exon. Lineage: Eukaryota; Metazoa; Arthropoda; Arachnida; Araneae; Araneidae.
AUUGUCAAACGUAAAUAAACAACAUUUUGGCGCUUUUGGCAAUUUUGCUAUUUUGAUCAUACAUAUUUAUUAGAAUUUCUUGUUCAUCAGUUUGAAAGCUAGAAAGUCGUUUGCAAUGAGUGAUUCUGCGUCAGAGGCUAAUACAAAUUCAUCUAAUCAGAAACUACAUAGUUAUUGCAAGCCUCCCUCCAAGAAGUUGCCUGACAGUGAUGUUGAGGCCGAUGAUGAUGAGGAUUGUUUGUACUGCAUUUGUCGAACUAAAGACACCAAUCGUUUCAUGAUCGGCUGCGACAGUUGUAAUGAAUGGUAUCAUGGAGACUGUAUCAGCAUAACAGAAGAUUAUGCUAAAAAUAUUAAGCAGUUUUUUUGUUUGAUGUGUCGUGAACGAGAUCCGACCUUAGAAAUCAAAUUUAAGGAGAAAAAAGAGAAAGUUGAAAAGAAAAAAUCUUUUGAAAAAUUUGAAAUUGAAUAUAAACGAAGUGUAACAUUUGAAGAUGAGCGACGUGGUAAGUCAGCGAGACGUUGCGGUGAAUGCGUUGCAUGUUACCGAACUGAAGAUUGCGGACGAUGCGACUUUUGCAAAGACAUGCGAAAGUUUGGUGGACCUAAUAAAAUCAGACAAAAGUGUAGGCAAAGACAGUGCAUGAAUUUUGGCUUAAAUCUUGGAAAAAAGCCUAAAGAAUUCUUUCCUAGCUCUCAAAGUGAUGACACUGAAGACACUGAACAAAUUCUUUUACCACCAGAAGUGCCUAUUUCUUAUGCUAAAAAUUCAAAUGAUGAAGAUGAAGAUGAUGACAAAGAUGCUGAUUAUGCUCCUUAUAAUAAAAGAUCUCAUGCCACUAAAGGUUCUCGCCACAAGCGCAGAUCAAGUAAACAAACGAAUAGACAUCGAACAAGAGCUGAGCACAGAAAGAAACACAAUGAAAAAGAAAAAAGAGAUGGUAAAAAGGAUGAUUCUGUCCAGCAGUGCUUUGGGCCUGGUUGUAUUUAUGCUGCACGCCCUCACUCAAAGUAUUGUUCUGAUGAAUGUGGGAUGAAAUUGGCCACCAAUCGUAUAUAUGAAAUACUUCCUCACAGAAUACAAGAGUGGCAAAGAACUAUAUGUGUAGCAGACGAAAACAACAGGAAAUCCUUGGAAAAAAUCCGUCGAGAACAGCAAGAAGCAAAAGAUCGUUUGUCGGAAUUAAAUAAGAAACAGGAAGCUCUUGAUAAAAUCAUUGAAAAAGCUAAAAGCACUCUGACUGCUACAGAUCAGGAAAGUGUAGAUGGUGAGACUGAAGAAUCAGAAAUAAGUAUUUAUUGUGUAACUUGUGGACAUGAAGUAAGUGCCAAAAACGCAUUGAAACAUUUAGAAAAAUGUUUCAAUAAAUAUGAAAGUCAAACCUCUUUUGGAUCAUAUUAUCAAACUAAUAUUGAAGGAACUAAUAUUUUUUGUGAUUUUUAUAAUCCACAACAAAGAACAUAUUGUAAGCGUCUUAAAAUUUUGUGUCCGGAACAUUCAAAAGAACCUAAGGUUUCUGAUGAUGAAGUGUGUGGCUGUCCAUUAAUUGACAGAUCAUUUGAAACAACUGGAGAAUUUUGUCGUGUUCUAAAGAAAAAAUGUUUACGACAUUAUCAGUGGGAAAAAUUUCGAAGAGCAGAAAUAGAUUUAGAUAAAAUGCGACUUCUCUUUAAGUUGGAUGACUUGAUUGAACAAGAACGUAGCGUACGUCAGCAAAUGGCAAAUCGUGGUGGAGUGUUAGCUUUGAUGUUACAUCAAACAGUCACACAUGAUGAAAUGCCUAAAAUGGAAUCCUGACAAGAUAACUAAGCAUUAUCAUAUCAUAAAAUAUUAUAAGAAACUUCUUAGUAGGAGUUGUUUCUUAAAUUAUUACUUUUAAUACAAAAAAUGUUAAUUUUUUAGUUGUCAUUAAGGAUUAUGGCUUUAGAGCAUAACAAAAUGACUUUUACCUUUGAAUUUAAAUAAUUUAUGAGAAAUGACAAUUUUUGAAUCGAAUUUCUUGAAAUUAGAAUCUUUUUGUGUAUGUUAUAAUUAAUGAGCGAUGCUUUAAAAUCCAACUGAAGAUGAUAUCAUUUACGGUUAUUGACUAUUUAAUCAUUUUCUAGUAAAUCAUUGAAUUUUUUAAUGAAGUUCUGUGUUAUUAUUUUGAAAUAUUUGAU